CGAAAACAGAAAGGAUGGAUGCAGCAAAGCUAGAGGAGUUAUUCCAGAUGGGCAAGAACAGGCAAUUGCUUGUCAGAACCUUAAACUGCAUUACAAAGCUGUUUAAAGCCAGACGUCACGUUUAUACAGCAGAGAUGGAGGACAUAAGAGUAUUUCCUUUGGCAUGUGUGGUACAAAACUACGCCUGGGGAAAGGUUGGACUGGACAGUGAAGUGGCCAAACUGGUUGUUGGAGAUGAUCCUCAGGCUUUUAUUAAACACGAUCAACCAUAUGCUGAGCUCUGGAUGGGUGCGCACUCUAAAGGGGAUGCCUGCAUCAAAGACAACAGGAUACCACAGAGGACGCUUGGUCAGUGGAUAGCAGAAAAUCCAGCAUGCUUAGGGUCAAGGGUCAAAAAGACCUUUCAUGGUCAGCUGCCAUUUCUUUUUAAAGUCCUGUCUGUGAAAACGGCAUUAUCAAUUCAGGCCCACCCUAACAGGGAGUUGGCUGUUCAGCUACAUGCCAAGUUUCCCGAGCACUAUCCUGACAACAACCAUAAGCCUGAGAUGGCGAUAGCACUAACACAGUUUGAGGGUCUAUGUGGCUUUAGGCCACUGGAGGAAAUCUCAACUUUUCUGAAAACUGUUCCAGAGUUUCAUACUCUAAUAGGAGAUGAAGCCUCAGAGGAAUUACAGAACAGUGCUGAGGACCCACACCGCGCUGCAAAGGCUUUGAAGAUGUGCUUCACCAGAAUGAUGAAUUGUGAGAAGAAAGUUUUUGUUGAUCAGCUCAACAUGCUGGUAAAAAGAAUCACAGAUGAUGAAGAAACAGGUAAAGAUACAUCAGGAAGUCAUGGGAAGCUUUUGCUGCGACUAAAUGCUCAGUACCCAGGAGAUAUAGGAUGCUUCUCCAUCUACUUUCUCAACCAUAUCAUUCUGGAGCCGGGUCAAGCCAUGUUCCUGGGGGCCAGUGAGCCACAUGCUUACUUAAGUGGAGACUGCAUUGAGUGCAUGGCCUGUUCGGAUAAUACAGUGCGUGCUGGAUUAACCCCUAAAUACAUUGAUGUCAACACACUGUGUGAGAUGCUCAACUACACCCCUGGUCCAGCCGACUCUAAAAUUUUCCCCUGUACGCAAUACUGCUCCGAUCCCUUUGUCCACCUCUAUGAUCCGGCUGUUCCUGACUUCUCCGUUAUGAGGAUUGAGAUCCCAACUGCUGUAAAGGAAUACACAAUUAACCCAGUGGACAGUGCUGGCAUCCUGCUUGUGGUCAGUGGUGAGGCAACUGCUGCUGCUCCCUCUUCCUUUUCUGAUUUGAUCUUGAGAAAAGGCUCUGUCAUUUUCAUCUCGGCCAAUGAGGGUGUCUCUCUGCGUGUGACUUCGACAUGUGGGAUGACAAUGUACCGUGCAUGCUGCCUAUUAUAGCAAACUUGAACCUUCAGUACUUUUCUGAAUUAAAAUGUAGAUUUCCAUGUCUUACGGCAUAUGGGUCACCAUGAUUAAUGUUUUCAGCUGAUAAUUCAAUGAUAUAUACACUACUCACAAAAAGUUAGGGAUAUCUGGCUUUCGGGUGAAAUGUAAUGUUUCAGUACAGAAAGUACUGAAACAUUGGACUGUUGGACAUGCACAUUCAAAAGUCUAGAGAAGGUCACGUUAAGUUCACCUGUAAAGGUUAUAGUGGAUUUUAGGUUCAUCCUGAAUUUUCACCCGAAAGCCGAAUAUCCCUGACUUUUUGUGAGUAGUGUAUAAUUGAUGUCUGUGAAAAGGAUACAUUUCUUGAAGGUACACUAUGCAUGUUUAGGUAUUUUUGGCAGCUGUAGAGCUCCCUCUAGAGUCACGAUAUAUUUAUCUUUUACUUUGCUGUUGUAAAUAGCAAACGUCUCGUGACUAUGCACAAUGAAAAUGCUUUUGUUGUGAAGGUGAAGGAUUAACAACAGGCAAAAACUAUCCCCAAAGAGCUAUAUCUACUGACAAGGUAAUGUUUCACGAUUCUCGCAAGAUUUUUUUGGGCCACCGCUCUUGAAGAUGUAUGGCUGGUUUUCUCGGUAGCGACUCGCUAUCUCUAUGCUGUAGGCCUAUCUAUGCUAGGUGAACGAUUCGCCUAUUACAAGUUCGUUUACCAUCAAAUUGGCUUCGUAAAGGUUAUAUUAAGGUGAAAAUCUUGUAUAGUGUACCUUUUAAGUAUUGUGAAUCUUUAGCCACUUUCCUGAACAGAUUUCUUAGCACUGCCUUGUAAGUGGUUGUGGUUGAAUCACAUAAUAUCUAUGCAUGUCUACAUAAAUUGAGCAGAAUUUUAGCAUUGUUUAUAUGUAUGAUCCAGAAUGUACUUCUUUCCUGUGAAUCAACACAUGCAGUGUCUUUAUAUUUUAUUUGUGAAAUUGAAGGAAUGUUAAUUUGAAAUUAAGGAAUGUUAACUUUCUUUGUUGGUUAUUUGAGGCACAGAUUCCGGUUAUGGAAUUUAGUAGACGCGUUGUCCAAAGUGAUUUAAAAAUGGACAGUAAACAGUUUUAAAAAGUUGGUAAUAUGAUGAACAUAAGACCAGUAAACCUUAUUCAUAGAAUGGCAGUGAUCAGUGAAAAUCUGUGACCAUUGAUUAGUGCAUCAAUGCUCAUCACAGUGAUGUACAUUAUGUGCAAUGUUCUAUCCAAUUAGAAGACUUCAGUUAGUGCAGUGUUUGUCAACCUUUUUUGAGCCACGGUACAUUUUUUACACACAAAAAAAUCCCACGACACACCACCAACCAAAAAGGCAACACAAUUGCACACUGUAGCCUAAUACAGCAAAAAUAAUUACAAUUUAGUCUACAUUUGUUUACAAUUAAGUUCAGAGUCUGCAUUUUUUCCUUUUCAAGUAGGCUAGGCCCAUUCAUGUAUCGCUGUUUUAUGUAUUUUAACCCAUAGAUAUUAGAACGCUAGAUGCCACAUUGUCCGUCGAGUUCUAGAUAUAGGCUAUGUGAACGCAGCUGUCAUUUUGGGGCAAACACCUAUGGUUAACACUUGCCGACAAUAAGAGACCCCUGCCUGAUUUCCAGUCAGAGACAACUGUUUCUCCAUUGACCUCCAGUGAUCGUUGCCCCCACCAUGAUGGCAGCGGUAUUUACGUAGGCUACGUUCUGGAGCCCAAUGCGGUAUCUAGCUUUCUUUCUAUUUUUCACCGUCACUUCUUGUGCGCAUCACUUAAUUAAAAAGGUCAUUAUUGCGCUACCUAGUGCCACCCACUGA
Molecule: messenger RNA, 3199 nt
Organism: Alosa alosa (allis shad)
Lineage: Eukaryota; Metazoa; Chordata; Actinopteri; Clupeiformes; Clupeidae
Gene: mpi
Product: mannose phosphate isomerase
Exons: 9
Coding region: 15-1403 (462 amino acids)
Biological process (GO): carbohydrate metabolic process; GDP-mannose biosynthetic process
Cellular component (GO): cytosol
Molecular function (GO): zinc ion binding; mannose-6-phosphate isomerase activity
Source: RefSeq, a predicted model, not a curated record